CGCGCGCCUCCGACGCCAUCCUGUCUUGCCUCAGCUGCGUAGCUUGUUAGUCGGCCGUCGGUUAAGCGCUUCCUUGUUCUUUGUGGGGAGUUCCGCGCAGCCGUUUGGGCCGAUCGCCUGGGGAAGUGGGUGAGGUGUUGCCGCAAAAUGGACUGGGCUGGGAAACAUAAUGGUCCAAAUGAUUCAUCUAGUGAUGGAACAGUACGAUUGCGUGGUCUGCCAUUUGGCUGCAGCAAGGAGGAGAUCGUUCAGUUCUUUCAAGGGUUGGAAAUCGUGCCAAAUGGGAUAACAUUGACGCUGGACUACCAGGGGAGAAGCACAGGGGAGGCCUUCGUGCAGUUUGCUUCAAAGGAGAUAGCAGAAAAAGCUCUGGGGAAACACAAGGAAAGAAUAGGGCACAGAUAUAUUGAGAUCUUCAAAAGUAGUAGGAGUGAAAUCCGAGGAUUCUAUGAUCCACCCCGAAGAAUGAUGGGACAGCGACCCGGACCAUAUGAUAGACCAAUGGGAGGAAGAGGGGGUUAUUAUGGAGCUGGGCGUGGAAGUAUGUAUGACAGAGUCCAUCGAGGAGAUGGUGGAUAUGACGGUGGAUAUGGUGGCUUUGAUGAGUAUGGUGGCUAUAACAAUUAUGCCUACGGAAAUGAUGGCUAUGAUGACAGAAUGAGAGAUGGGAGAGGAAUGGGAGGCCAUGGCUAUGGCGGAGCAGGCGAUGCAAGUUCAAGUUUCCAGGGUGGUCAUUUUGUUCACAUGAGAGGUUUGCCUUUUCGAGCCACCGAAAAUGAUAUUGCUAAUUUUUUCUCACCACUGACUCCUAUAAGGGUUCAUAUUGACAUUGGAGCAGAUGGAAGAGCAACUGGAGAGGCUGAUGUGGAAUUUGUGACACAUGAAGAUGCAGUGGCUGCCAUGUCUAAAGAUAAAAACCACAUGCAGCAUCGAUACAUCGAGCUAUUCCUCAAUUCAACUGCUGGAGGCGGUUCUGGAAUGGGUGGCUAUGGCAGAGACGCCAUGGAGCAAGGGGGUUAUGGUUCCGUUGGAAGAAUGGGAAUGGGCAGCAGUUACACUGGAGGAUAUGGUACUCCUGAUGGAUUGGGUGGCUAUGGUCGUGGCAGCGGAAAUAGUGGUGGAUAUUACGGGCAAGGCAACAUGGGAGGAGGUGGCUGGCGUGGAAUGUAUUGAAGAGUAUCAUUGUGUCUCCAAAGCGUGUUGGAAGGAAACAGUACUUGGUCUACUAGGCUUUCUUACAAAACUUAAAAUUUCUUUUGUAUUGAAAACUUUAUAAUGACUGAAGGAAUGUGUUUUCCCAUUAUUUGGUAAGCAUCAGAUUGUGAUGGGGAAAUCUGUUUUCUGUAGGUUUUAUUUGUUGCAUACUCCUGACUUUAAAUAAAUUUUUUAUAUUCAAACCACUGAUGUUGAUAGUUUUUAUACUAGCUCCUCCUGAAGAUAGCUGCGUUAUCCUAGGAUGUUGUUUUAAGAAAUUUGGUUCAUUAAAAGCAGUUGUACUGGAAGAUCAUAUUAUCGAUUCUACAUCUAUGAAAUGAAAUAACCCAUCAGGUUUAUGUUACAUUUGUUGAAGUUUGGAAUGAAAGCAAGUGUUAGCUAAUAAAUAAUUUGUCAAUGAAAACUAACUCAGUGAAAAUAAUGGCAGAAUGUCUGAAAAUAGUGUGGGGGAUAUGAAGGCCAUGAGUUAAACUUCUGGAAUGACCUAACGCACAACUGCUACACAUGUAGCCUGAGCUGUGUGUGUGUCAGAAUUUUCAUAUUUAAAAUAUAUUGAUAGAAAACAUAGUUUGAAUCUUCACUUUGUUUUCUUGGCAAUUAAAAGUUUGAGAUAAGUUAUUAAUAGAAUAGUAUAUGAAAAAGAUAUGGGAGAAAAGCAGAAAGCUAUUGCAUUAAUGGACUAUGGUAACAUUGAUAGAGAACUGUUACAGUUCUUAAAAAUAGAACAAUUGACUUGAGGAUGCCAUUUCUGUUGCUGAAGAUACCCACGUAAGGAUUGUGUGGCCUAUCUGGCAAUCAACAACACUUCCACCUAAAAGUCUUGACAGAUUGCUUUGGGUUUUUAACAUGUAAGAUUGUUUGGAUGAAAUACUGUUUAGCCACUUAAGCAUUUUCUGUGUAUUGAAGAAAAGGUACUAAUAUUCAAGAUUUUUUUGUUUUAAUUGCUUGUCCUCCAGAUUCUUCAGAAUAAUUUGUCAAAUGUGAUAAACUGAAAGUUUGUUGCCUGUUUUUGCUAGUAAUGCUAUGUAUGUAAUAAAUGUUUUGUGGGAGAUAGCAAAAUAGAUUUCAUUCUAGGACAUGUGUUGUGUCAAUUUAUCUAAUUGAAGGGCAAACAAUGCAGAUCUUUUAUUUUUUUCUAAUUUGUACAAAAUUCUGUAUAAGAGAAACACUUUUUUAGGUUUGUAUUAAUUAUGCAAGUAAUUUAGAUCCAUAAGGAUUACAUUUUGGUUGAGCAUAUCUGCAUCAAGGCUUAAUGCUCAACAGGGAGGUAAGUAUGAGAAUUUCAUGGGUCAUAGCAAAAUAGAAAAGAUACAAAUUUAUAUUCAAUAACAUGUUAAUUUGUAGAUAAGUUUUAUUCUCAGUAAAAUUUAUACAGACAG
This is a messenger RNA of Protobothrops mucrosquamatus (brown spotted pit viper), 2594 nucleotides long. It is a transcript of the gene HNRNPH3, whose product is annotated as heterogeneous nuclear ribonucleoprotein H3. Gene Ontology annotation, biological process: regulation of RNA splicing. Lineage: Eukaryota; Metazoa; Chordata; Lepidosauria; Squamata; Viperidae. The record is from RefSeq and is a predicted model, not a curated record. The transcript is spliced from 10 exons. Gene Ontology annotation, molecular function: RNA binding. The coding region runs from base 148 to 1173 and encodes 341 amino acids. Gene Ontology annotation, cellular component: nucleoplasm; ribonucleoprotein complex.